This is a messenger RNA of Acanthopagrus latus (yellowfin seabream), 3747 nucleotides long. It is a transcript of the gene flt3, whose product is annotated as fms related receptor tyrosine kinase 3. Gene Ontology annotation, cellular component: signaling receptor complex. Gene Ontology annotation, molecular function: transmembrane receptor protein tyrosine kinase activity; ATP binding. The record is from RefSeq and is a predicted model, not a curated record. Bases 131 to 3163 code for a protein of 1010 amino acids. NCBI's taxonomy places the organism in Eukaryota, Metazoa, Chordata, Actinopteri, Spariformes, Sparidae. The transcript has 24 exons. Gene Ontology annotation, biological process: B cell differentiation; cell surface receptor protein tyrosine kinase signaling pathway; protein phosphorylation.
UUGCACACAGCGUCAUCACUUCCAGCAACACUUCCCCCUGUUUAAAAGUCCGUCGCCCACAUCUUCUGCAUCAAAGUUUCGCUGCCAGGGGCCGUCAUGAGUGUGUGACGGUGACGGACACACAAGCAUCAUGCCGAGGCAGAGAGAUGUGAUAGCGGCUGUUCUGCUGCUGUGUGCCAUCGAGCUGUGCCGCUCUGAUGGUGUGACAACGAGUGAUAAAGCCUGUGUACCCAGCCAUGAGGUGGUGUGUUUUGCUCCAGCCGGUAACCAGAAUGCAUCUGGUCUUGUCGUCGAAGUGUGUAAGAAGCUCAUCAUCUCCCUGGAACACGUCUCCGAGCACCCUGUCUGCAGCUGGAGCAGAGGAGACGACCUAGUCCAGACAGUAAAUGGGAGCCGCAGCAUGGUCCUACCACUUUCGGAGACCGAUUCAGGGAAGUACACGCUGAGCUGUGAAACCAGAAAUGGCACCAGGUCCUCCAUGACUGUUGACCUUCAUGUAGUAAUGACACGUCCCACAAAACCACUCCUGACAUUGGAACGUAUGUAUAGGCGACUUUCAUCUCCUGAAUUCAGAUGCAUCUCUGAGGGAUGCUCAAAGCCCAAGCUGGAAUGGUCCGAAAAAAAGCAGUGGACAAAUGGUCCUGCAGAAAGUGGAAUGGCAAAUAUCUCAAUAUCGAGUGCUGAAUAUCAUGAUAAAGGAGCGAUGUGCUGUGCUACUAUUGCCGGAGAACAAGAAUGCUCCCAACUGUAUGACUACGACAUCGAGACUGGAAUCAGUAAAGAUGAUGAGGUUUCCAAUGUGACUGUGAGCGCUGGUCAGCCUUUGCUGCUUCGCUGCAGAAACAAGGAUAGCUCUCAACCUGGGAAGUGGGAAAAAGGCAGCAAAAUGAUGAAUGCCAGUACACUGGCAUUGCCAUCAAGUGACGAGAGCGAGAUACUCAUUCAAAAAGACUCACACCAUUCCAGCGUGAUGACCUACCUGUUCAUCAGAUCAGUUAGUGUGAACCACUCUGGCACGUAUAUCUGCAAGGGUGCAAAUAACAGAACCAAGUUUGUUGAUAUCCAUGUUCAGGCUGAGAGUUUCCUCUCUGCCCAGCUGGAUAAGAGCAAGAUCCUGUCAGCUCAGGAUGCAUGCUCCACCUGUUUGGAAGCCAAUGUUUCCUACCACCCGGUGCUUCAGGACUGUUCCUGGGAAGCUCCUGAUAGAACUAUGACUAGAUGUAUCAGGGACACCUGGGUGACAAAACACAGGACUGUGAAGCUCUGUGAUCCACUGAAAUCAGGAGACUAUAAGUUACACUUGCUGGCUGGAGGACAGGAAGAAAUCAGGACUAUAUCAGUGUGUGUUGUGGACACGCCAAAUUUCAAAUUCAGUCUGAGCGAGGAUAAUGAUACCUUCACCAUUGAGACUGUAAGUCUUACACCUGCAAUUCUCACCUGGAAGAUUUGUUCCAAUGACAGUUGCAAUGAGGACUCUUCCUGGGAAGAGAUCCCAGAGGCCUCUCAAACAGACUCUGAAGUCGCCUGUAGCAAGACAAUCAAGAGCUCUCUGCACACAUCUGGUGUGGGUGGAGGACAAGUAAGGUUUUGCCUGACAAACUCAGUUGGCUCCUGGUGCCACUACUCCAUAUACCAGCCACCGCCAUUGCAGAAGUCAACAGGUGGUUUGAAUAAUGACAACAGCAGCUUGAUGGUGCUGAAAGUGGGCAGCUUCACUCUGUUGCUGGCGUUGAUCGCAGUCAGCGUAGUGCUCAUGCACUUUGUCAAAAAGAAGAAACCUCAGUAUCAGCCCCAGCUCCAGAUGAUCCAGGCGGUCGGACCCAAUGACAAUGAUUACAUCUACAUAAACUUCAAGGACUUUGAGUACAACCCGAAAUGGGAGUUUCCCAGGGAGAACCUGGAACUGGGUGAUGAACUGGGCUCUGGGGCUUUUGGCAUGGUGGUCCAGGCGACGGCUUACGGCAUCAAUAAGCCCGGAAUCUCACAGCAGGUGGCUGUCAAGAUGCUCAAAGAGAAACACCAGACGGUGGAGAAGGAGGCUCUGAUGUCAGAGCUCAAGAUGUUGACUCACAUCGGUCACCAUGCCAACAUUGUUAACCUGCUCGGGGCAUGCACAGACUCAGGACCCAUCUACCUGAUUUUCCAGUACUGCUGUUAUGGAGAUCUGCUGAACUACCUGAAGCAGAACAGAGAGCACUACCACAAGUCUGUGACUGACGCUUUCAACAAGGACCGUUUCAGCAGCCUUUACCACAACCUGCAGCCCAGGAAAAACUCCAGUGAGCUGGACAAAGCUGUGGACAAUUACAUGCCUAUGUACGGAUCUACCACCAGAGGGCAGGAGGACAUCGCCCUCCUCACCCUCAACUCCAGUGACAUGGACGGCUUAGAGAUCUACGAACACAUUGAUGAUCAGACGGAGGACCUGAAAACACUGACCUUUGAUGACCUGCUCAGCUUUGCCUUCCAAGUGGCCAAAGGGAUGGAGUUCCUCUCCUCCAAGAAUUGCAUCCACCGAGACCUGGCUGCUCGAAACGUGUUGGUGACAAAUGGCAGACUGGUGAAAAUUGGUGACUUCGGACUGGCCCGAGACAUCGACAACGACUCCAACUAUGUUGUGAGAGGAAAUGUGCGCUUGCCGGUGAAGUGGAUGGCUCCAGAGAGCACCUUCCAGGGGAUCUACACCAUGAAGAGUGACGUCUGGGCUUAUGGCAUUCUCCUCUGGGAGAUCUUUUCACUCGGUGUUACUCCGUACCCUGGCAUGAAGGUGGAUCACACGUUCUAUGCAAUGAUUGAGAGGGGCUUUAAGAUGGAGUGUCCGUACUACGCCAACGAGUCUGUGUACGGGAUGAUGUGUAAGUGUUGGGCUCUGGAUCCCUGCGACCGGCCAUCCUUCUCCAAGCUGGUGUCCUAUAUCGGUGAGCAGCUGACAGACAGAGAGGAGAAGCUCUACCACAACAUGCUCGACCAGACAUCCGACAUCUACCAGAACGCAGCGACUAUUGUGGACAUCUCCGCCAUGACAAAACACAACGAGAGCAAGACACAGGCGACCAAUGACUACCGUCAAACCAACGUGACAGAAGAAAGCAAAGAGGAAAUGUGUGAUUCAGACACUGAGGCAGCUGAGGAGGAGCGUCUGAAGCCACCUGAUGCAGAGUGAUCGCUGGACGGUGACCAAACCUUUUUUUUCUCUUUUAAAUCAAGUUAUUUAAUAUUUCUUAGUUACAGUAGUAUGCACUUGCUUUAUAUUCUUUAAAAAUAUCCUAAGCAUUUUCAGACUUGUAGGAUUAUGUAGCACGUAUUCAAAACAUAUUUUCAUAAUCUGCAAUAGUAACAGAACAUACAAAGGUUUUAAUCUCGUCGACAGGACGUCAGCCAAUCAUAUUCUCACUAUGACGAUAUUGUCUGAAUGUAAAAACAGUAUUUUUUGUUUUAUAUGGGAUUUUAUUCGUGCAGCUAAAAAGAAAGACCUGGUUUCAUUAAAGGAUCCAAAUGUUCUCAGAAGUAACUAAUUAACUUUUAGCUGUAGAUUUUAUUAUAUAUUAUCAGUACAACUUUGACUUUAUAUAUUGUUCUGCAAUGAGAAAAUGAAAAUCUCUUAUAUUAUGUCAGCAGCUAUUAACUGCAAAUUGCACCUAGUUUUUGGUAACGUGUAUACAUUUAUUUUUAACCAAUGGAUGGAUUUAACAUUGUAUCGUCAUGUUUAAUCAUUUUAUAUCUACAAUAAAAUGUACUUACACACAC